Carcharodon carcharias (great white shark) is the source of this 6560-nucleotide messenger RNA. RefSeq names its product prostaglandin F2 receptor negative regulator-like. The record is from RefSeq and is a predicted model, not a curated record. NCBI's taxonomy places the organism in Eukaryota, Metazoa, Chordata, Chondrichthyes, Lamniformes, Lamnidae. Bases 308 to 2932 code for a protein of 874 amino acids. The transcript has 9 exons.
GGGAAAGUCUUCCUGGGUGCUUCCGCCUGUUUCUACAGAAAGGGAACAGAAACUUCCGAAGUGUCUGACCAUUGAAGCUGGCUUUGUGUUUUUUUUCCCGAGAGUAAAAUAAGCUUUCUGGGAGUUGAUAAAGUUUUGGUUUAGUAAAAAGUUUGGAGUUUCAGUCUGGAGUUUGCUCGUGUUGCAAAAAGUGCCACCUGGAGACAGAGAGUGAGGUAUUGGAAAGGCUCCAGUUGGGAGAGAGGGGGAGGUAUUUUUUCUUCCGAGUUUGAGGAGUGUUUGCCAGGAAAGCAGAUCCUUAGAGAGCAUGGAGCGCUCGUUGCUGCUGCUGCUGCUGCUGGUCAAUUGGGGACUGAGUUCAGGGCGUAUUGUGAAAGUCCCAGCAGGCAACCUGUACCGUGUAGUUGGAACUCCAGUCAGCAUUCCCUGUAACGUCAGUGAUUAUCAAGGGCCGUCCGAACAAAACUUUGAUUGGAUUGUGUCCCGUGGGAACCAGUGGUUAAAUAUUGUCAGCACAUUGGAACCUGAUUUUUCAGCUGCUGAAUACAAGGAUAAAAUCCAGAAAAGGGACAUUUGGGUGGAGAGACUCGGUGACAGCUCUGUUGAACUACGUUUCAAGAGUGUCCAAUUUGAGGAUGAAGGGGAAUAUCAAUGCCAGACACCUAGCACAGAUGAAAAUAGUUUUGGAACUUAUAAAGACAGUGUGAAUUUGAAGGUGAUCCCAGAUGGACUGACUAUAUUGUCUGGAAAAUCCAGAAGCGUGAAGCCUGCAAGUUUCACUGAAGGGAAGCCAUUGGAACUUCAGUGUGUCGCAACGACAAAUUCGUCUGUUCCCACUCAUGUCUCUGUCACAUGGCAGUUAAAAUUAAAUGACAGUGUGACUAAGGACAUCCUGUCAUUCACUGAAGAUAACAGCUUUCAGCCCGGUGAUUCGUACAAAAAUAGGUAUCAGAGUGGUGAUGUUAGAAUGGAAAUGGAAAGAAACGGCAUCUUCAAAUUGAUUAUCAGCCACUUGCGACCUGAGGACGAGGGUGUUUACUCCUGUGUAGCAGCAGAAUGGGCCAAAGAAGAUGGCUCCAACUGGAAAAAAAUCCAAGAAAAAAAUACGGACAUUGCAAUGAUCAAAGUACAGCAGUUAGCCCAGCUCCUAAAGGUCUCUACAGUCGGAGGGAAUCUUGCUUUAAACAAAGGUGAUACCAUUGAUCUCAUCUGCAAUGUAACAGGAGUUGAAGACAUGGUGACAGUUAGCUGGUAUUUCAGCACAUCUGCAGCAAUUAAUCCUCCAAGCAAUAAAGUUCUAGUGCACUUGAACCAUGCCGCAGUUGUGAACAAUACACGUUUUGUCACGUUGAGCAGGAUUAGCGGUACUGACUACCAACUGAGAGUGCAACAGAUUGAUGAAACAGAUAGUGGAUAUUAUUACUGUACAGCCUCUGUCUGGAUCCAGUACACCAGUGAGAUGUGGCACAAGGCAGCAGAGAGAAUGUCCAGUCCUGUCGGUGUCACUGUUGGUAUUUUAGAUCCUACGUAUGCCGUUGAGCUAAACUCCAUCAAAGUACCUAGUUCCUCAGGGGAGUCAGCCGAACUUGAGUGCCGGGUGUUGAAUUUACAAAAUGCAGAUGAUGCGAAGCUAACUGUGACCUGGUAUUUCAGUCCAAAAGGGCAGAAUGUUGCUACUGAAGCAACUGUGCCCAUAGCAACGAUGGAUCAGGAUUGGACACUAAAAUUGGGCAAUAAGUAUAAUGAACGAGUGGAAAAGGGAGAGAUUGGUUUUAUGAAGCCUGAGAUACAUGCUUUCAAGUUUCAGAUGCAGCAUGCCCUUCUCUCUGACAGAGGAGAAUAUUUUUGCAAUGUUACUGCCUGGAUUAAACAGCGAGGUAACACUUGGUUGAAAAAACAGGAAAACUCUUCACUCGCCAUUGAUAUAUUCUGGAAAACAGAAGAUCCAAGCCUGAGUAUUACAGCAACAGAGGAGAAACCAGUAUCCACGCGAGGCAACACCUUUGAGAUGGUCUGUAGUGUUUCUGCAGAGCAUGUUGAAGUUCCUCAUUACUCUGUGGCUAUAGCGAUGAAUGAACCAGCUUUUACUGAUGCAAAGGACAGCAAAAUGCUUAUCUCGUUGACCAGGGACUCAGUGGUUAAACUGGAGAGAUGGGAUGACCAGGACCGAUCAGAGGAUGUUGUUCUGGAAAAAGUCGGUGAUGAGGAGUUCCGUUUCCGACUGUACAGGACCCAAUUUUCCGAUGAAGGAUCAUAUUACUGUAUUGUCCAAGCAUGGGCUCCAGACACAAAUGGGCAGUGGUCUGAAGUAGUUGCAAAUUCGUCCAACACUGUAGCAGUUGCCUUUAAAACAGCAGCUCCCCGGUUUAAUGUAACUUUGCACUCUGAGAAGCCUCAUGUAUACCAAGGCGAGACUGUGGAAAUGAACUGCACUGUUGAUCUGUCGGACAUACCUAACAACUCAGAUGUUUUGUAUGAGGUUGAAUGGUUUGUGACCCAACGGUUCUCCAAUGACACGACCCAAAGUCCUCUAGUGUCGAUCGAUCAGAGGUCAGUGGUGACAUAUCUGAAAGACAGUAGCACCAGUGACAUCAGUGCUGAGCGAAUCGGCAUGCAUGAGUUCCGUCUACGACUACACUGUUCUGAGAAGAAUGUUGCCGGGGAUUAUUUCUGCACAGUCACACCUUGGAUAAAAUCGGAGACUGGAAUGUGGCAGAAAAUGCCUCCACAGCAAUCUGAUUCACUUUCCAUACGUGUUGAUAUUUCAGUGCUAGAUUCCUUUAAGGUGCCUUUGAUGUAUGGGAUUGUUGUCGCCUUAUUAAUUGGAAUUCUCGCUUGUGCAAUCGGAAAGUGUGCUUCUCGAUACUGCUCUGGGGAGAGAAUUGCACCAAGAUACGAGCAACACAGAUUAAUCCCGAUGAGCACAGACUGAGACAAUCUCUUGAAGUGUUGCAGAGUGACCAUUGGAUGAACUACAGAAACUACCUACGCUCUGCAAUUUGGGGAGGUAGAGAGCAGAUGUUGAGGAGGUGUCAUGUCUUUUUAGAAUGUUAACAUGUGCAAUGAUUGUAAUUUUGUUUUUUAAAAGCCAUGUUCAGAUAUUCAAGUGGGGUAAAAACACUUUGUGGGAAUGUCAGUGUGAUUUUGUUAAUUAUUUCUUUUUAAGUGCAGCAAGUGAUACAAUAGAGAUACUGUCAGUGUUUCUCAACAUCUGCCCAUCUCUCUUUGUAGAGAAGAUCUAACUCGAGCCAUGUUUCCUUGGUCUCUGCUGGUCAGUCACCAUUACUGUGGUUUCAGAUUAUUGAUGGGCUGUGGGUGUAAACUGAAUAUUAUUCUCUUGGAUGGAAAUAUGGAUGGAGAUUUGUUCUGUGAAUUCAAAUUCAAAAUUGCAGUGAAAUAUUAAUUCAAGCAGAGUGCCAACUUCAACCAGCUUGCUUAAAAAGGCUGAAGCCAGUAAAAUCAGCAACGUUAACACCAUUCUGGAACAGUCUUUCAUUUGGACGGAAGACUGACUGACUUGAAAGGAGACCAGUGGUUUCACUGCCAUGAACUCAAAUGGCCUGCAAUGGAAGAGGAAUUUUUUUUGGAGUGGUUAAAAUGAGGGGCAGAGGUUCCAUUACAUACGAUGCAUUCCUAAGACACUUGAGAGAGAGAGAGAGAAUAAUUGUGCAACUGUUUAUUGCUGCCUUUGAACGUGUGCAAUGUGCAGGUUGAAAUUUACACUAGAGGAUAUUGAUCUUGACACAGUCUGCUCCAGUACAGCACAAUUCAAUCUGAUUUUGAUACAAAACAUCUGCUUUGGCAUCAGUAUAGCUUAUGUAAUUUAAGGUGGUGUUACAAUUAAUGCAGUUUUACAGAAAAUAAAAACGCAGUCUAAAUUGUUGACUGCUGCUGUAUUGGCAUUGGGGCAAAUGAUUCAGUAUGGGUGACAUCACAAUAAAUAGAUUUUUACACUUCCUGCAUACAGCACACAUUUUGUUCUGGUACUUUAUAAUAUUUUUAACCUUUAUUUUAAAAAAAGAUCCAGAGAUGGGCUGGUUUCUAAACUGUUUUCAUUUGCCAUGAACGUGGUGCACUUAUCAGUCCUAUAUUUGCACUUGCAAGACUAGUCCAGCAGAAGACCAUUUUAUCCCUGGUUAAGCAGUUCUGAAAACAGACAUGCUUCCAGGCUUACCACAGCUCACCAAAGAAUCUUAAUGCUGAUACUGGCAAGACAGAAUGAGGAAUCUCAUUGAUUGUCUCUUCCUCUCAUUUUGCAUACCUGAGUGGGCAGUUGGGGAAUAAGAUCAAUGGCUCUAUUUCCUUCCUCUAUAACUGAUCUCUGCAGUGGAAAAAUGAAGUUGAAUGAAGAGGCCUACUUGCUGCAUGUCUGCCUCUAACAGCACUAUCGUGGAUUUUCCUCUUGCCCUAGCUGGGAAGGCAGUUGGCUGCCCCUUCAUCACCUCAUCACAUUAAUGAUGGCCGAGGGUAAAGUCCAAGAAAUCCACCCAAUUCCCCUCAUUCUAUUGCUACAGUGACUGCUAGAAGAGGGGUAAUAGUAGAGAUCUUGGGGCAGCAUUGCAAGGCCUGUUGAAACUGUUCUUGGAGGGAGUGGACUCAGUAGUGGAAGCCUCUCCUUUUCCAGGGCAAAUAACCUUGGCAACUGUGGCAUGGCUAUAUAAUCAUUCCCUCCUGCCGGCGGCAGCAGCUUUCACUGCCAGGAACCUCGCCUACAUUGCUAAAGUGCACCAUCCCAUUAAAAUGAAAGUCCAGCUUCAUACUCCCCUCAGGUAAUGAACCUACCCUGGACAGAAAUCUGGGCCUGAAUGUUUGUUUGUGGAACAGUACAAUGGCCACACACUACUGGCCAUUCACUUGCAGGAUGAGUGAAGCAUGUUAGUUAAGAGCCUCAAUGGAAGAAAACAGUCAAGUACAACACAAGCUUUCUAUUGUCUCCAGCAUUCUAAGUUAAGCAAAGAAUUGCUUUUGUGGUCUGGGUGCCUAUGUGGUUUUGCUGUGUACAGGUUAGUAAGUAAGCCAAGUGCCAAAGUCACUUAGUGAGAAUUACUACUGUAACACUACAAAAAGACACUUCAACAAUUAAUUGAAUGACUGAAAUACACCAGUAAAAACUAGUAUUUUUAAAUUAAUUUUGCUUAACAUUUUGUUAAAAGUAGUGACUUUUAUACAAUUGCACUUAAACCUAUAAUGUUAGCAACUAAUCAUAACCACUAUUUGAUCUCCAGUUGUUCAUUUAAUUGAUUUUCUCCUGUUAAAAUUGUUUUUUUAACCAAGGAAAUCAUAAUUCUUCCUAUCAGAUUUAGUAGCAAUACAGUUGUUAUCUGACUUCUUGUAUAUUCUGGUAUUUUCUGUUGUUACUUCGGAUUUCCAAAUUGUGCAGUGUUUUAUUUUGUGUCAAAUAAUCAAUUAUUUAGAUGAUGAUAAAAUGAACCAGCCAGCCAUUGUGAAAUACACCACUGUCAGAAUUAACCUCCUGGUGGAUUGCUGGAGUAUUGUAUGCACUGGAGCUGAGAUCUAAGGCAGGAGUUUGAGAUAUUCAAAUUUCCGUCCCCAAUUGUGUUUUUUCUGGAACUUAAGUCAUUUUCGAGUGGCUUUGCUGCCGACACUUAUAGAAUGUGACACACACAUGUUUUUUAUUCUGGCACUAGCUUUUGUAAGGAAGCAGCACGUUAAAUUCUUAAAACAAUUCUCAAAACAAAGCCUGUUUAGAAAUGAUCCAGGGGUAUGUAUGGUGAUUGCGUCUUACAGGGUUUGUGGUGGGUGGUGAGUGGAGGGGAAUGUGUUAAUCAGUUUGAACCACCUCCCUAUUGAAUUUUUAAAAAAAAAGACUUCAGAUGCCACUUAGCAAUUGACGUUUACUCUGUGGCCGUUUAAAUUCACACUCACACUUGUAGGUAGUAGUGUUAGAAAAGAUCUAACAGAAAUGUUACUCAUUAUCAGAAGUAAAUUACCAGGCUGUACACAGCCAGUUUAAAAUUGGCCACAUUUCCAAAGGAUGUAUCCAUGCCAUGCCCACUUGUGUACACAUUCUGAGAGGAAACUCAUCCUGCAAGUGAAUGGCCAGAUUUUUAAUCUUAAAAUCCGCUCCCCAAGCCUAGGCUUUGCUGAGUGAUUUCCUGUCAAGGUAAUUUUCGGUACAUCGCAUUUUGUUGCCACAUUCUGGUGCCCAAUUGCAAAAAACCACUCAUUUUCCUUUAUCAUUUCUUGAAAUAUUAUUUCAACUGUUAAAAGAACCUGACAUAUCCUCUUCAGGGUACUGAUCUGAACAGUUAUUUUGGACUUAGAGAUUUCCUAAACAUAUUCUUUUGGCAAUUGCCUUGCACAUGUGGGUUAAUCAAAUGUCAGUGUAAAAUCAAAAGGACAAAAAAAUAGUAAAACUAAAAUUGUUAAAACAUGCAAAAUCUUAGGAACAUAUGUUUUUUUUUAAAAAAAAUUGUUUAAACUUCUGUGCAAAUUUCCAGGAGCAUUUCUUACAACAGUAAGUUGCAUUUUUUUUUUCAAAUGUAUGUACAUAAGACACUUAAAGUUUUGUGUUAAUUAAAGUUUGCUUAUGGUUUGUA